Molecule: messenger RNA, 4788 nt
Organism: Oryza brachyantha (malo sina)
Lineage: Eukaryota; Viridiplantae; Streptophyta; Magnoliopsida; Poales; Poaceae
Product: putative disease resistance protein RGA4
Biological process (GO): defense response to fungus
Molecular function (GO): ADP binding; protein binding
Source: RefSeq, a predicted model, not a curated record
AUGGCGGAGCUGGGGAGCAUGCUGGCCUCGGCCGUCGUCAGCAUGCUGAAGAAGCAGAUCGGCUCUGCCAUCGGAGGACAGAUCACGCUGCAGAUGGACCUGAGCAAGGACCUGAGGAGGAUGGCGAUGACCCUGGAGUCCGUGGAGGCGGUGCUGCGCGACGCCGAGAGGCGGUCCGUCGGCGACGCGGCGGUGCGGCUGUGGCUGAAGCGGCUCGAGGACGCCGCCUACGACAUCUCCGGCAUGCUCGAUGAGCUUGAAGGCCACGGCGAAGAGGGGAUCCAAACGGCUGCGAGUGAGUUGGCAUGUAAUAUCCCCUGUCUCAUGAUUUGUCCCAAGAUUAAGCUGGCUAACAACAUGAAGAUGAUGCGGGAGGAGUUGGAGGAGAUCACCAAGCAAUACAAGUGUUUCAGGUUGAAGGCUGGCCCUAACACCAAUGGUGAGAUCAAACUUGCCGAUUUGCGAGAAACAUCAUCGAUCAUGGGUGACAAAGCACUCAUCGUAGGGAGAACCAGAGAAAAACAGGUUAUUUUGGCUUCUUUAUCUGAGCAGGUGGAUCAGGCUAUCACCAUUCUUCCUAUCUAUGGUAUUGGAGGCAUUGGCAAGACAACCUUGGCAAAACUUGUUUUCAAUGAUACCCAAUUCAAAGACUACUGUCAGGUGUGGGUCUAUGUUUCCCAGACAUUUGACUUGAAUAAAAUUAGCAACUCAAUUAUAUCACAGCUAUCAAGAAAGGAGAGCCAGUUGACUGAAGGGCAGAUGAUACAUAGUCAUCUUAGGGAACUACUUGCUGGGAAGAAAAUUCUGAUUGUCUUAGAUGACCUGUGGGAGGACGAUAAAUCUCUAUUGGAUCAUUUGAUGGAUAUACUAAGUGUUGCUGAGGGUGCUAAGCUGGUUGUUCUAGUAACCACGCGUGAUGAGGGCAUUGCAGCAAAGUUUUGUACCAUACGACCACUCAAAUUAGAACCACUGACAGAUGACAUGUGCUGGAGUAUAAUAAAGCAAAGGAGUGCCUUUGAAUCUAGAGACGAUAAAGAACAGUUGGAGCUAAUAGGGGAGGAAAUUGCAACAAAAUGCAGCGGUGUGGCUUUAGCAGCACAAUCACUUGGAUACAUGUUGCGAUCUAUGACAUCUAGUGAAUGGGAGUCAGUGAGAAAUAGUGAUAUUUGGAAGAUAUCAGCUUUAGAGGAUAUACCGUCGCCACAUCACAAGGUGCUUGCAUCCUUGAUGUUAAGCUAUAGCAGUAUGCCUUCAUACUUGAAGCAAUGCUUUGCCUACUGUGCAAUUUUCCCCAAAGGUCACAACAUAGUAAAAGAUGAUCUGGUCCACCAAUGGGUUGCUUUGGGUUUCAUUGAGGAAACGAACAUAUUCUCCACUAGGCAGCUCAGUGAGAGAUACAUCAAGCAACUGUUGGGUUUGUCCUUCCUUCAACACUCAAAGUCACCUGCGAAUGCUGGACUGCAUCAUGAAGAUGUCACACUAUUAACCAUGCACGACUUAGUGCAUGAUGUAGCAAUGGUAAUGGUCGAUGAAAUUUUGCUCUCUAGCAAACAAGGCAACACUGUUGGAAUCAGCUACCGUUAUGCACUGCUCAAUAGUUGCAUCAAUCCUUUGGAGUCAUCCACAGGUUAUCCAGCCAAGAUAAGGGCUCUGCGCUUCAUGAACUGUAAGGAAAUUGGUCUUAGUGAUGGUGCAUUUUCAUCUGCCAAGUCUUUGCGUGUCUUGGAUUUGAGUGAGUGCUAUAUACAGAAGUUACCAGAUUCUAUUGAUCAGUUCAAGAAACUGAGGUAUCUUAAUGCCCCUGGGGUUCAAUAUCAAAUGAUCCCUAAUUGCAUCACCAAGCUUAUAAAGUUAAUGUACCUCAGCCUUCGUGGGUCUUCCAAAAUCUUGUCACUGCCAGGUUCAAUUGGAGAAAUGGAGGGGCUGAUGUAUCUUGAUUUAUCAGAUUGUUCAGGAAUACAAGAACUGCCAAAGUCAUUUAGCAAGCUUCAAAAGCUUGUGCAUCUUGAUUUCUCAAAUUGCUCUUGUAUCAAAAGUUUAUCACAAUGCCUGGGGAGCCUCACGGAACUACAAUAUUUGAAUCUAUCAUGCAGUUCAGAUCUGUGUCUACUAGAUGUUGAGUUUUUUGGCAAGCUCACCAAACUGGAAUAUUUGAACCUUUCAUGCGGAUUAGAGCUGAUUGUAUUUGAUGUGGAGUUUUUAAGCACCCUUACCAAUCUUAAAUAUUUGAACUUAUCUUCAAAGAAGUCAAAUAUCAAAAUCCUACCAGAGGAUUUGGGUAAACUUGUGGAACUCAAGUACUUGAGCUUAUCAGGCUGUGGUGAAAUAGUAGAAUUACCAAUAUUUUUAGGGAAGCUAAAAAAUUUGGUGCAUCUGGAUUUAUCAUGCUGUGUAUUAUCAACUGAACAUCUAGUCAUUGGCUGGCCAGAAGUCAUUGGCAGUCUAACAAAUCUGAGAUACUUGAAUUUAUCCCAGUGCAUGGAUUUUAUGUUUCAUGGAUCUGAUGAAACUGAUAGAUUCAUUGACUGUAUCAGCAGGCUUUCCAAUCUAGAGCAUCUGGAUUUGUCUAACAAUGCAGUUCUGCGUAGUUUACCUGAAAGCAUUGGCAGCCUGAAGAAGCUACAUACCUUGAACCUCUCCGGUUCCAGAAUUCUCACACGGUUUCCAGAAUGUUUGAUUAAAAUGGAAAGUCUGAAGGUUCUAAAUGUGAAGGGUUGCAAUGUGUAUGAGGACAAGCUUCCUCAAUCCAACUUUCUCUUCACGUUGCCUGAUUUUGUGGUGCAUGCUGGUGACGGUGAAUCUAGCAGCAAUCUUGCUCUCCUUGAACAUGCAAAGCUUGAUCAAGUGUUGGCCCUCAGUAAACUUGAAAAUGUGAAGUCCGUACAAGAGGCACGGAGUAUAAAACUGAUGGAAAAACAUGGCAUUAAUCAUCUCGAAUUGGAGUGGACUAGAGGGACAGAUAGGUUUGUGGAGGACAUGAAUGUGUUGGAAGAGAUAGUUCCACCAGGCACUCUAAAGAAUUUAGUGAUAAAGGGUUAUAGUAGCGUCAGAUUGCCAGGUUGGAUAAUGAGAAUUGCACAUCACCUUGGCAAGCUUGUCGAAAUUAUGUUGUGGGAUUUGCCCAAGUGCAAUAGCCUUCCACCUCUUGGUCAGUUACCAAACCUAGAAAAGAUCAUUCUUGGGUGUAUGCACGGCAUUAGAAGAAUUGACGGGAGCAUCUACGGUGGGUCGAAUGCGUUUCCUUCCCUGACAGAAUUUUACCUGUUGGGUAUGGGCAGCUUGGAAGAGCUGGAUUUGGGAGGUUUUCAAGAAGAAGGCAUGUUUCCUGAGCUUCAGUACUUUGAAACUUCUGAUUGCCCCAGGUUGAGGCUGAAAUCGUGCCCACCUAGAGCUGUCAAAUGGGAGAUAGUAAGCAGUGACAAUGUGUUAUCAUCGUGGGGAGAGAGAUGGCACCAUGCUGUUUCCUCCUCUUGUGGAGUGACUCGUGUUCAAAUUUCCUUCUCCAAGCUGCCUAUGCAUCAGUGGGGGUUGCUUUGCCACCUCCCUGCUCUAAUUGAUUUACAUAUCCAAGAAUGCAACAAUCUGACCAGCUCAUCUCCAGAGAUCAUCCGAGCCUUCAACCUCAACCCCUUGAAAUCACUGACCCUAACAAAGAACGUCCAGGCAGAACUGCCACGGUGGUUGGGUGAGCUCACAUGUCUGCAGGACCUGAGUUUGUCAGAUAUUCAAGACCUGGAUGACUUGGAAGGGAACAUAAGUCAGCUUACUUCACUACACUCACUUAAAAUUUUGUGUUGCUAUAGCAUGACAUCAUUACCAGGGUGGGUAGGAGAACUUGCCUCUCUUAGAUAUUUGGAAUUAACGAGGUGCACAAAGCUGAAUGAGUUCCAAGAGAACUUGUGCAAUCUCAUCUCCCUUAAAGUGCUAAAAUUGUAUGAUUGUCCCACAAUUCGUGCUCUGCCUGAAAGGAUGGGUGACCUUAACUCUCUAAAGGAACUAGAGAUCAUUGAUUGCAAGGGCAUCAAUUCAUUGCCAGAGAGUAUACAACAACUCACUAAUCUCAAAAAACUACGGAUUAAAAAGUGCCCUGGAUUACUGCACUGGUGUACACUAGAUGAGAAUAAGAAGAAACUCGCUCACAUAAAAGAAAAGAUAAUUACUUGGUACCUGUUUUAGCAAGACAGACAGUUUGUAGCGGAUAUCAGGCUGAAAAAUCAAAGCCCUUGCAAACAACUUACAAGAUAUUUUUCAUGGCUGGCUGUUAUUGAUCAGGUCAAAGUACUAUCAUGGACAUGGAUAUAGCAAGAUUUCCCUGCUCGGAACUGGUGUUUCAAGUAGUUUCCUAAGCAAAACCGUCAGGCGUGCUUUGGCGAGAUAAAAACUACUCACACACUCAUGCUCUUCCCGAACAGUAGACAGAAACCACCUUUGGUUACUUGUCAUCUCCAACGCCAGUAUGAGCUAAGGUGUCAGAUGGCUGUUAAGCAUCUCUCGAAGCAGCAGCAGGAGCAGCAUUGUUUUGUGCCACUUGAUCAGUUGUUAAUUUAGAACACGGAUAUAUCGAAUUCUCUCGUUCUCUCUGUAAACAGUUGGAGCGAUAGAUGCAGAAAUGAAAAGUAAGAAGGCUACCGAUUACAGUGGCGGAGCUAGACAGGAAAUGAUGGGGCAGCUGCCAGGCAAAUAUUUGUCGGUCCAAAAAUUUAACAAUUUAUCCUAACUUUUUAUGCAGUGUCAACACACAUAACUGAAUAGUUUCCAAAAUUGAUCAAUAUAUCUUAUAUGUUUAGU